Messenger RNA from Drosophila takahashii, 258 nucleotides. NCBI's taxonomy places the organism in Eukaryota, Metazoa, Arthropoda, Insecta, Diptera, Drosophilidae. The record is from RefSeq and is a predicted model, not a curated record.
AUGAAGUUCAUCUGUGCCUUGCUCCUUUUGGCCACCGUGGCAUGCUUCCUGGUCCGCCAGUCCAGUGCGGCCAGUUCCACAACCACGACAGAGGCAGCCACCACCACAACCACCACUACCACCACAGCAGCCUCGGCCUCGUCCUCGGACACCACCACCGCCACAGACGCCACCACCACAACCACGGCUUCAUCCGCCAAAAAGACGCUCACAAGGCCAAAUCUCGGUGUCACAGAAACCGUUUCCAACCCGAUUUAA